AUGAGGCCGGUCACCGUGCGCACGGGCAAGGUCGCCUGGAAGAUGACCUCUCGCUGGGUCGCUCUAUACAUGUUCUUGGCAGUUCUGGCGGCGACGCCGCAGACAGGGGCCGCUCAGACCGCGGGCCUGGAUGCAGCGGACGCAUCGCGCAGCUGGGUCGACGUGACAGCGAGCAGCUGGGCCGAGGUGAGGUCCGCGGCCAGCACCUCGUCCCUCAGCAACCCAGUGCGGAUCACGCUGACUCAGGACAUCACCGCGGAGUGCGCCCCCGUGACCACGGGUGGAGCAAAUGGGGUUGCCGCACCCCUGUGGAUCCGAGGCAACUGCGACGCGGCCACGUCCCCGCUGCGCUCUGACGCGGCACGCAGCCUCGAGGCGGCGACGGGCCGGCACCCCUGCCGGCUGUGGGCCAACAACGUCGCCGACCCGCCCCAGAGGCACGGCGUCGAGGACUGCGCACCGUACAACGUGCUUCCUGGAGGCACGCUCGUCCUGGAGGGAGUCGAGCUCGUCGGCUGCACGAGCAGGAACGCGGAGGGGUGCGGCGAGGUUGCGCAGGGAGGCAGCAUCAUUGUCGGGCAGGUGGCGCUGGCGUUCAACUACGCGCGCGGCGUCGGCUCGGCCUUCGGCGUGCGUGGCACCGCCCAGGUCGAGGACUCGUACGGCAGCGACAACGUCUCCGGCAGUCGCGGGCCCGGCGGCGACGUGCACAUCUGGGCCGAGGGGACGCUCGUGAACCAGCGCGCCACGGCCGACGUCGAAGUGACCUACGAAGUGGAGCCGGCCACGUCCCCGCCACCGGCAGCGCCCGCAACGCCCGCGCCUGGGCCGUCGGACGCGAGCGCGGAGGGAUCGCCGUCGCAGCAAGACACAGACAGGCAGCAGGGGCAGCAGGCCGGCGGCGCGGGGGGGCCGGGGGGCGACGCGGCGCUCGAGCAGGGCGAGAUCGCGUCUGAGGGCAGCGGCGCCGCGGUGUCGCCGCUGGGCAUCGGAGGCAUUGUGGGCGGCUGCGUGGGGCUGUUCGCGCUCGUGGUGGUGGCCGUGGUGGGCGUGCGGUACGCGGCGGCUCGGCGCGCGCGCGUGGCGGUGAUCGAGAACCAGGAGGUCUGGUUCGGGCGGCGCAAGGGCAUCUUCGGGACGGGCAACUGGGAGAAGGCGGCCGCAAUUGAGCUGCAGCUGCGGGACAAGGCGAAGGAGGUGGCCGGGGACAUCUCGCGGUACAACACCGCCAAGGACUCUCAGUGGGCCGCGGUGAACGAGUUCCUGAAGGACCUGAAGCAGAAGCGCGACGGCGGGCGCCGGAAGCGGCCAAGCUUCUUUCAACGGUUGUCGGGGCGGCUGUCACGCAGGACAAGCGCGGCGGCGCUGUCUCGCGGACAGAGCCUCGCGGCUGCCGCCGCAGAGGCGCAGGCGGGCAUGAAGGCCCGGCCGACAGCCACAGGGCCGUACCAGCCCGCACGCCGCGUGGGCUCCGGAGAGGAACCCCCCCCGUUCGUCCUCAACGGCGCCCAGGCGCAAGCCGACCGCAUUCUCCGGUCCCUCCCAGACAGCCGCGUGGCUCGCGCUGCGCUGGCUCCCGUCAUCACGCCAGAGAGGCUGACCCCCCCCACCAAGCCCGAGCCCGCGGCGCCCGCGACGGGUCGGGGCCCUGAGCCGCAGCGCGGUCCGCGGCCGAGCGUCGACCGCACCUCGCCGUUCGUGUCCCCGGCUGCGAGCAAGCGGGAGGUCGACGCGCUCCCCCCCACGCGCUCGAUUCACUUUGGCCCAACGCCCAGCCUGGGGCGCGUCCCCGGUGCCGCGCGGACGGGCGGCGGUCCGGUCGCGAGCCCCGCCGGCGUGGCGACGCGGCACUCGCGCGCCGGCGAGCGGCAGCGGGGCAGGCGCGCGCGGCGGCACCCGCAGGCGGAAGCCGUGGUGCGCAGCACCUUGCGCACGCAGAAGAGCGCCGGGAAGGGCCUCGCGCGGGGCAAGUCCGGCACCGUGUCGGUACACGACGGUGCGGGUGCGGAGCUGCGUUCUGCGCUGUCCAGGGCCCAGCAGCAGCAGCCACCUGCUCGCCAAGCAGAGAGUGCGAACUCGGACCUGUCUGGUGCGGUCUCGCCGGUCGCGUAG
Messenger RNA from Pedinophyceae sp. YPF-701, 2112 nucleotides. NCBI's taxonomy places the organism in Eukaryota, Viridiplantae, Chlorophyta, Pedinophyceae. The record is from the annotation of a GenBank genome assembly.